AGCAAGGAAGCCCAGCCACCGACGCACCUCCCUUUGAGAAAUCGGUAGAAAAAGCUUGGUUUUUGGCUUUCUUUUCCUGUUCAAGAACCAAAUUUAGAGCUUAGAAAUCUCCCCCCUGCAGAAAUUUCCAGAUCUACUCUGCUCUGCUCUUCUUCCCCUGUCCGUCGGUUUCUGCUGGGUGCAAAUUUCUGGGCAUUUUUCAGUAAGCUACAGUCAUGGAUCUCCUCCUUUUAGCCUUAAUUUAACUUGGGUUACUCUAAGUUCCUUUUGUUCCUUCAAUUUUGGGUUAAUUUCGUGAGUCCCCUGCAGAAUUGCCGCCGACUUCUUUCCCCCACCAGGUCCGGUUCUGCAACUGGAAAAAUUCUAGUAUGUAACAGCUACAAUAAGUUCAAAUUUUUAGUCCAUUUAGCUGUUGUUUUGUUGAAUUUAUCCAUGUAGUGGCUGCCCUUGCACUAUCCGAAACUAUGUUGAAAAAUGAGGAUGAAUUUCGGUAGUAAUUAGAGCAUAAUUAAGCUUAAUUCAUGUAUAAAUUGCUUGAGUUGGCUGCUGUGAUUUUGGAGGAAAAUCCCGAGUGUUUUAGCCCCUGUUUUUGCCAAAGCCGUGCUCUUCCCUUUUGCUGUGAGAUUGGAAAACCAUUUAUAUAUGUAUUUGUGUAUAUAAAUAUAUAUAUACACAAUCCGGUCAAUAAAAUUUCUUUAUAAAUAUUAAUUUUGAUAUAUUUUGAUUAGGUUCUUGAUAAUUGCCCUAGCACUUGGGUCUAGUCGUCUGUUUUACAUGAUUUGAGGCAAGUAAAUUAUGGUAAUGCCCUUCGAUUUUAAAGCACAUUUUAGCUUGUUCUGAAGUAGUGGCGGGACUAAACCCGUUUUACACAAGUAUGAUUGAUUGGAAAUGAAAUUAUUAUUCUUUUUAUUGAUUUGAGCAUGCCUACUUGGAGUUUGCUUAACUGCCCUAAUGAUUUGAGAAUUUUUUUGUAAAUUAUGAUUUUCCUGUUAAAUCCAUGCCCACAUGGAAUUUUUUCGGUUUAUUCUUGGAAUUUGAGAUUGAUCGUGAAUCAUGGAUUUUUCUGUAAAUCUUGCCUAGUUUUGUCUCUGAUAUGGUUAUGUUAUUCAUGUGCCCGCUAGUGGGAGGUUUAUAAACACUAGCACAUGUCGACAUGUUACUGAUAGAACCGAUUCGUUUAUGUUACUGUUAUUCUGCUAGUGGGAUUAUACACUAGUAAAUCGUGUGGUCCUAGUGGGAGGUCUAUAACACUAGCCAUGACCUAUAGAGGAGACGUCUAUUUUGUUUCCGUACUUGUAUCUCUUUUUCGUGAUUAUACUGGUUGGCAUGUUAUAAGUUUAAUUAAGGGCUAUCCAUAUUUACUUACUGAGUUUUUUCGUAGUUUUUCCUUGUCCAUUAUUUCAAGAAGUGAAGUCAAGGACGAGGAAAAAUGAGGGGAGUGACGAGUUAGAAGGCUAGCCAUCUUGUAAAUUGAACAUAAAUUUUAGAUAUAAAUCAUGAUCUUGUAA
Molecule: messenger RNA, 1508 nt
Organism: Rubroshorea leprosula
Lineage: Eukaryota; Viridiplantae; Streptophyta; Magnoliopsida; Malvales; Dipterocarpaceae
Source: the annotation of a GenBank genome assembly